CUUGAGCAGGAAGGCGAGGGAAGCGCCAUGGCUGAGCUUCCCAAAAGAAGAGCGCGAUCCCCGACUCUGCCUCCCCCGGCCCCCGCCAUUUUCUACGGCUCUGUGGAUCCAAGAAACCCAGUGGUUCAUCGAUUCGAGUCCGACCUGAGUGAUUGCCUGGGCAUCCUCAAGCGGAAACGGGAAGCGGGGGCCGCGAGCUCCAAGGAUCAGGAGCUGCACAGGCGAGGAACCACUUCUUUGUUCAAUAUCUGGAACAACUACAGGCCUCUACUCCCGGAUUGGUAUUACAAUGAAACACUUGUGAAAAUUGGUGAUCAGCUUAUGGAAAUAAAAGAACAUAAGCUAGCAUUUUUGUAUUGCUAUGAGCAGUAUCUUCAACAAAUUAGUGGUAUAAAUAUAAACAAACCUGGAUUAGAUGCACAUCAAUUAAAGUCUAAUUUUUUCCCAAAUGGAUUUAGAGAUCAAAGUGCUACACGUACACUCCAUGUUCUGCAAGCAAGGAAUAUUUGCCUUUAUAAAAUAGUAUGUGAUAAAGACAGUGAUCUCCUAAAUCAAGACUCUGUGAAGACAUGUUUUAAUAUCUUAACCGUACUGCAACUCGUCAUGCAGAUGACUUUGCCCCAUGAACACUUAUGUUGGAUCGUCUACAAUGGUACAGUUCAUAUGUAUACCAUAUGUAGGCACUUGAUGACUAUAGGCCAAUCAGCUAAGGUACUGGAAUAUUUAUUGUGGGCAUCAGUAUGUAUGGAAUCAUCAAUUCCACUUUUAGCUGUACACUAUUUGACAUGGAGAGCCACUCUGUACAGUGCUGUUUGUCAGUGUUACUAUGAUUGCCAAUCUGGUAUUCAUGGAGAGGUAUUUGCACGGCGUGGUUUGAUUAAAAUUGAUGAACUAAAGCAAAUGGAGUUUAUGAGUUCAUCACCUCUGAGUAUAGAAACAAAGAAAAAAUUCAAAGAAGCAACUGUGAAGAUGGCAGCAAUGAUUUUUAAAAGAACAGUAUUUGAACCAAGAAGGCGACCAAAAGGAGUUCUGAGACCAAGAAUAAAAGCUAAUCUGAAAGAAGCACAGCAUCUGCCUUGGCCUCGUACCAUCACAGAACGGUUGCUGAUGGAAAUAUUUGAUUGCAAUUCAUCAAUUUUUUUUGCCAUUAUGGAAGCUCUGUUUGAUAAAAACAGACGGACCCUUAUUCCUGGACCUUCUGUUCCUGAUGAAAUAGAAGUGCGUGACAUUAUUUCAGAACUCUGUUUUGCAGGCGCGGAUAUUCUUGAAGGUGGUGGCAUCAAUGUUGCAAUUAACACUUCUGAAGUCUCUUCAAUAAUAACUACUUCAUCACUUAUGCAGCAGAUAUUAGCAGGGAAAAAUGGUAUUUCAGCAGAUGCUGCAUUAAGGUUUAUUAAGAUAGUCUUCAGUUAUGAGGAAUGGGAUUCGUUUGAACAUGCAGUUGUACUGUUUUUUUCAUUUCUUCAGAAUCAAAGCAGUCCAGUGUGGAAGAAAGCAGAAGCAGAAAUCAAGCUACUACUACUAAUGCAGAAUUUAUUGACCAUAAGAAAAGCAAGGCAUGGUUUGUCUAUUCAAGGAGAUAAUAUCCGAGAAACAGGUGCUUUUCGUAGUCCAGGGAAAAAAUAUAUAGGAUUUCUAGAAGGACCAGUACAACCAUCAAAAAUUACUGAUGAUCUUUUUCUGCUGGCAAAGUCUCUUUAUUCUUCUGUCUGUAAAUCUGAAGAGAUUCACCAGCCGGCCAGAGAAAUGAUAAUUGAUGCAACCAUGUUUUUGUGGCAAAAAUGUAAAGUAGGAAUUCAAAAGAUCCAGAUGAGUGGGAGUAACUUCUUAAAGUUCAUUCAUAAAUACCAAACACCCAAGUGGCUUCACAUUAUUCAUGUAAUUAAUGAAGUAAUUCACACCAUUAAUCUUGGAAUCACUAAUCCUGUAUUAAUAGCUGAAGUAUCAUUAAGGCUAACAUCAGUGAUGGAAAAUAUUGCAGACUUCAAAUCUGGAGACAUACCAGUUUUAGCAGAAGAUGAUUCUCUGUUUUCAGAAUAUUACAUCAGUAACAUUUCUUCAUUAAUACAGCAACCUCCCCAAGAACAAUUAUUUUUGGCUUAUGAGUAUAUUGACAGAGCAAUUAUAGCAAUUAAUCGAGCUCAUGUACUAACAGUUUUACCUGAUGGAACAUCAGUGCUUGAUAAUUAUUGUAAAAAGAUUACAGAAAAGCAAGUUAUGAAUAAAACUUUAUCAUCUGAUAAUGAGAGAUCACCAAUAGGAAACAAUUUUAUUAUGGAUCUACAUAUUGAACUUAUUCAGGCUCAGCAUCGAAUAGCAGUUAAACUACUUAAUGCAACUCAAGAUACUCAAAGUGGUGACAAAAGUCCAAAGGCCAAGGGUCUUGCAAGGAAUGUAAGCCAGUUAAAAUGUCUAACAGAAUUGGAGAUAAUGGAGAAAAUAAAAAAGAAUAAAUUAUCCAAAGCUCUCUACUUGAUGCAGAAAGCUACGCUGAUGCUUCCAGUAGGAUUGGAUUGUUUUUCUGCAAAUCAGCUUCUGGAGGAAGCAUUUAUUCUGAUUCAGAAAACUGAAAUUGAACAAAAUACAUUAAAUGCCACUUUAUUAAACCAUACAAUUAGCACGAAAAGCAAAGUUCCACCACCUCCAAUACUUCUUUUUAGGACAAAUUGUUCCAUGGCAUUUAAGCCAGCACCAUUUGCUUCAGAUGUGAAGGUUUUUUGGUACAGCAUUUUUGGGUGUGUAGCAGAAGGAAGCAAUCCAAAAGCUCGGUUAAAUAAUUACAGUCUCAAGAACACAGCAGAAGCGAUACCAGCUGAUGAAACUUGUGUCUUAGAAGUACAAGGUUUAGAAGCCAAUCAAAAUUAUGUAUUUGCAGUUGCAGCCUAUGACUCAAAUGGAAAAAUUAUUGGUGAUAGCAUUGGAGAAACAACUAAACCAAUUCUUGCCUAUCCUCCCCUAUCUGUUGCUAUUGUCCGAACAUACCUGAUUCAGUCUGCUUUUCAGAUUGAAAACUAUGCAUUAUGCAAAAAAACAUUUCAACCACUCUGGGAUUAUUUUGUCUCAGUGCCUUCAACUCCGGUUACUGAUGUCACUAUAGUUUCUGUAAGCAGCACUUUGUCUGUACCAAAGAACAGGCUAAAUUUUGAAGCUCUGCCACAGGCAUCUCCAAACCUCUUAUAUAUGUUUCUGAGAAGUAUUUUUAUCAUCAGUGACAUUAGUGUCAAUGAAGGAAGUCUCUUCUGUGAUUCUAUUUGUUUCAAUGAGCUUAAGUAUAAAAAACAAGUUGCUAGAGUAGAUGAAUGUGGGCGAAUGCUGGUGGCAGUUGAACUUAGUAACUGGCUAAAUGAUGUUCACUAUGCCCUGCAGUCAGUUGUUAAUUGUUACGGCCUUGUAGCUCCCCUGAUCUAUCACAAGAUUCCCUCCAAAGCUCUCAUUCAGAUCAUUAUUAAGUAUCUCAUAGUUCUUCAAGAAAUUCCAACUAUUGUAUUCCAAAGAAAAUCAACAGGAUGCUUUGAUGGUAUUCAGCACAUGAUAGCUUGUUCUUGCUUUUUCACAGCAAAGAUACUGCGCUUAUGGAAAGAAUAUGAAUUAGCAAUAGUUAUUAUCAACUAUGGGAAAAGGUUGUUGGAUUGCUCACAAGCACCAUCCCAAGUGACUAUAACUGGAGAAGGAGCAGAUGAAAUACUAGAAGAAGAGAUUCCAUCUAAAAGGCUGAGAGCAGGUACAGUUGCAAAAGUAAGUGAGAAUUUAGAAGUUCUGGAAAACAUGCUUCUGAGACUGAUAAAAGCAGGACAAGAUCUUACAGGAGAAGAAGAUCCUUUAUUCUUGUAUCCUGUAGUUUCAAAUUGGCAACCAAAGACUGCUUAUAGGGAAGUACUGAAAUUUAAGAAGAACUCUCGCUUCCUUGAAUAUUUUGUCAUGCUUGUAUUCAGAGCACUAAAUGAGGAUAAAUUGUUGCGAAUAAUGGAGUGGUCUGACGAUGUUCAAGAAUAUCUUAAAAAGAGGAAUAGAUUCCUUCUUGGUAUCAAACAAGUUCCAAAAAAGAGAAAGAAGAUUCGUGGAUCUGCAGAAACAAGAAGGACCACAACACAAGAUGUUUCAAAGGCCACAGAAUUAUCAACACCCAAGAAGAGGGGUUCCAAGAAGAAAAGUCUGCCUAAACAAUCUAUUAAAUCACCAGGCCAGGUCAAAACACCUGGUGGGAAACGGAAACAAAUAGAAGAAAAAAGAAAAUUUGCUUUUGAAAUCCUGAUAAUUAAGCUAAAUAUAUGUUCUGAUGUCUACAUAAGACGAAGAAGGUUUCGUCGGCUAUAUAAUGAAGAAAUGCCAUGGCGAGCUCAGCUUAACAUUUACCUGGCAAUUGUUCACUUUAAUAUGUUUAAAAAACGGACACAGGAGCUCUAUAGUGCUGAAAAUUUUGUACAAAGUCCAGACAGUUAUAAUGAUCUCAACCCUGAAAUAUUCUCAUUAAGCAAUUCCGGCACAAUCAUGAUAGCAUCAGAGGAAGAAAACACAGAUUUUAAACAUCUGUCUUUUAAAAGAAUAUUUUCAGAAAAAAUCAGUCGAAAAACUGACACCCCUGAUCUUACUUCCCCUGCCUUCGACAAUGGGCUUUCCUUGCCUGCUUCUAGCCCUACAUUACAAAGUAUUUCUUCAGGCACUGUUUCCAGCUCAAGCAUACUUGACCACAAUAAUUGUCUCUCCCCUGAAAUUGAUGCCAUGAGUGAAUCCAUUGAACUGACCCAACUCUCAACUUCAGGCCAAGAUUCAGAACCCACUAUUUCUCCUGAUCGUAGUUCUAAGUUGAGUGAUAGAGACACUCCUCGACUGCCUCAAGGUUAUAGUUCUGUUAAGGAACGUGAAAAAGCAAGUUGUUAUUCUGCAGUGCUGGAACAUUUCACGAAAACAUUCCUGUAUUUUAGAAGAGCUGUGGUUAUUGCCCAUCGGGGUCGCCACUGGACAUUGCUUCAGAAUGCCUGCCGAGACCUUUGGAACUAUACUCGGGAAAUACAAAUGAUUAUUAAGCAUUCAGGAUCUUUUCAUGCACCUUUUCCUGUUAACAAGGAGAUUUUUCUUAAGACCAUUUGGUUACCAUACUAUAUGGCAUCAGAUACAUUGCUUGAUCUGAUAGUUGAGCUUCAAGAUAGCAAUUAUGUUAAGAUUAUUGAGCCCAAGGGAAAUUUUGGUGUUCCAAGCUGCAUAGGAGGUAUUACUAUUGAUGAAGGUGGCUCCAAUCUUUCUUUUGAACAUCCCCUUGACGAUGUGAACAUUAUAGAUUUCCAAGGAAUACGCCACUUCAUUCUGCAAACUCUUGAGUUUCUGUUUCGUUUGAAGAAAUGGGAAUCCCUAGUUUACAUAGCUAUGCAAUUUAACACAAUUACACAUGAGAGAUAUACGGAGCAAGUAACUCCUGUGUUGGUGUUUGCCCAGAGACAGCUGCAGGAAAAAAAACAACUCUGUGAGUCAGACAAUGCACAGUCUUGCUUAGAAGAAUUUAUCACUAAUACUGGAGACAAGGUAUGCUGCAGAAACUUUGUUGCAAAAAAACUGUAUGCUGCUACAAAAUGGAAAGGACCAACUGUUGAACAUUUUGAUCAUUUAGGUGUCAGUCAAACAAGACCAUUAUUUUCUGUUCCUCUGGAUCCGAUGGAUACGCUAAAAUGUUUUAGAGAAACUCUGGAAAAAUCAAAGAACCACAGUAGAGCCCUUAAAUACAGCAGGAAAUUGCUUUCUUUAUUUCUUGCUCACGUGCGAGACUCUUCUGGAAGAUUAAAUACAGAAAUAUAUGCAAACCAGAAAAUUUCACGUGGAAAAGUGGGGUUUACUAUGGGAGCUGAGUUGACAUAUGAACCAGAACCACCUGAUCUUUCAGAAGAAAGUUUUACUUGCCUCAGUAUGGUUGAGAGCAACUCCAUUCCCCAGUCAAAAGUCUCAGUAGUCAUCUCUUCAUAUGAACAAACAAUUGAAACUCUUCAAACAAAUAAUCAGCAUGGUCUCAUGGUCCAGGCUUUUCAUGAACUUGGAAAUCUGCAUUUUUUCACAGGAAGCAAAAGAAUUGCUUUCAAAUGCUGGUGCCAGGGCCUUGAUGAAGCUCUCAAAAUGGAUGAUGCACUUCAUCAGUGGCAAGAAUUGGAUGACUCAUCAGAGAAAACUACUGGUAACUUGUCAAAAACAUCUCAAGUUUACUCUGAGAAAUUUAUUUCUCGGGUUGGAAUUUGGGGUUGCCUGCAAGGAGCAACCUUAGCAGCUAAAAUAGCUCAGCAUUCAUUACAGUAUAACAUUAAAUUAAGAACCAAAACCUGCAUUUUAUCUGCUAUCCUCUUCAAGUCUUUGUUUAGAGCCUCACUACCACAUCCUAAAGCUGAUUGUGACUUUGCACAAUACGAAACAGACAUAUUAAUUCCUGGCAUUGAUUUAUUUGUGGAUUACUAUAGAGCUGAUAUUGCAACAGUUAUUGCAAAUCUCAGUUUUGUUCUGCAUGAAUUGCAUUGUAGAAGGCAAAAUCUAAUAAUUUUGCCAUUGUUCACAUUAUAUCAGUACUUUGUGUCAGAGAUUUGUCGGAAUGAAAUUAAGUGUUUUGAAGGAAGGAUUCUAAAGAUAAAAGUACUUACAGAUUUGGGAUUUUUCUCUGAUGCCUUUCAUGAACUCUGUAUUAUUAAUCGUGGUGAUAAAAUUCCUUGGAAAUUGCCUUCUGUAUACAAACGUACUUCAAAAGUUUGGGUCUGUCCAACUUUUGAUUCAUCACACACCCUCUUGACAAGUGGAAAUGUACAGGUAUUGGAAGAAGUAUUUAACAAGCCUAUACAUUCAACAUGGACUGUAGCAUGUGAACCAAAAAUCAUGGAUAAUUUUAUGUUAGCUAAAAUGCAUUUUAUUAUUAGUAUAUCUGCAACAUUAUAUUGUGUUCCUGAAAAAGUAAUGAGGACAGCAUAUUGUACUGACUCUGACACAUUAAAAAAGUCAGGAAGAAUUUCUGAUGCACUCAUGAAAGGUUAUGUAUUACCUCCAGCAUUUACAAGUGGAAAACGAGAAUCUGUCAUGAUUGUAGAACUUGAAAGGAACAGAGACACAUUAAAUGCUUCUAUACUGAAGGGAAUUUUAUUGGCAGAAGCUGAAGAAAGGAUUAAUUUAAUUCUUGAAACCAUACAAAGUAAAUAUGGGGCACAGAUAUAUAAGUGUUCAGCUGUAGAACUGGAAAUUGUCAUUGAAGCUAAACUUCAACUUGCAGCUAUUGCUCAACAGAGACUCCAAACAGCUUUCAGCGCUGCACUGGUUUUUUCUACAAUAAAACUUCUUCAAGAUGCAGAGGUUUUCACAGAUAGACCUAAUUCUCAAAAAGAUGCAGAUAAGGGAUAUGAUGGAAGGAUUUCUACUGAGGGUUCCAAUCUAAUUCACAAUGUAACAGCACGAGAACAUUUGAAUAUACACAUAUGGCUAAAAUGUCGUUUGGCAUUAGUGAUUGCAAUUACAGCACAGGCAAGAGGCAUUGAAGUAAUGAAAGAAAAUGAAUUAACAGAGUGUUCUAGUCUGAUUAAUGAAGUACAAAUGGAAGCUGAAGCAUUCAAUGAUGUUGAGACUCUUGCUGAAAUUACCAUGCAAGCCAUUAUACUUGGCCUUCAAGAAAGACUUCCAGUGGCUGAUAUUAAGCUUCAUUUACAGAAUGUAAUCAAAUUGCUUGAAGAAAAGACACUGAUUUCUCCACCAGCUAAUUUACUAUUAGUACAGAGUAUGCUUCUGCUAGCUGAUAUAAUGAGAACAGAAACAGAAGAUGGUUCAGAAUCAUCUAAAACUGACCAGUUGAAUGUAUUAGUUCAGGCACACGCACUAGUAAUUAAACAGCUGUUUAUUUUGGGGCAAUCACUUGAACAACAUGGAGAAGAUCCUACUUUAACAACUCUAAAAAUGCCUAUGAUGAACAUAUACCUGCCACACAUCGCACUGCUGGCAAAAGUCAAAAUGAGAAUUGGGCAUACCUUAACUUUAGAAUUAUCAUGUAAAUCCAAACCACAAAGUGAGUUGCAGUGGUUAAAAGCCCUACAAUACACAGAAACAGCACUAAAUCUUUCCGUAGCAUCAGUAAAAGAAGAUUUAGAUCUAGAAGCAGAACUUCUUUUUCGAAAAGGAAGAAUAGAACGUCAACUUGAUUCAUUAGGUCUUAAUAAAUCAGAAUUAGCUGUUGACAGCUUGCUGGAUGCCAUAAAUUUCAGCCUGCUGAGUUACCAGCACUAUGGAUUAAUAAGAAGAUCAUACAUGGAGAUAGCACUGCUUUAUUUUUAUUUAUGUACAAACAAGGAAGAGUCUCCAACUUCAGGUACUGUGAAAGGAAGAACAUUUAAGCAGAGGUUUAAUAACAGACUUUCAACUACUUCCGAGGAAAUUACUGUUCUUGAAAUAUACAGAGUACAAGCCUGGAUUGCUGUAAGAAGUGCUGCACAGGUCAGUGAAGCAAUUCUGACUUGUCAGCAAUUAACUGGAAGAAAGGCUAUUAAAUUGUAUCAUAUGAGACAAAGAGUGCAACAAAUUAUGCCUGAAUUUGCUCUUCUGGAUCUCAGUUCUUCUUACAAAGAUUUUUUGUCUGGAAAAUACGAAGUUACUUAUAAAAUUCCCAUGGUGUCUUCUGUACAAGAGACAAAAUCAGAAUGUGACGGAGUUGAAAGAGUUGCUUCUAAAGAAGGCCAGGGCAGACUGGAAAUACCUUGGCUUCAUGUACUACGCUACCAUACAUACUUAACCAGGUUUUUGAACCUGAGUCCGCUGGCUGCUGUCCCAAAAGCAGGAAAAGGCUUAUUUGUUAAAGAAGAUGUGCUGUAUACCUCAGUGUUUGACACAACAAUUGCCCUGCGCUUGGCAAAACUUCAUUCUUUUUUAAAAAGCCAUUUGCCUAUUUAUUCUGGCUGCUGUCUUCAAGAACCUCCAAAACAGCUGUAUGACUUGGAGAAGCCUUUCUUUAGCCUGACUGCAAUUGGAAAGGGAACUCUAGGAUCAUAUGGAAGUUCUCAAAAAACACCAUCUAUGAAAAAUACUUUUACUUCUGAGAUAGACAUGCAUUCAGAGAACAAAGCAACCUGUACUCCUAUGAAGGAACUUUGCGUGCAGUGGUACCUUCCCUCUUUGGAAAAAUCAGCAAAUGAAGAAGAGACUUUGGUUUUGUUCAUUUUUGCUUAUAAUACAAAAGCUGUCAGAAUUAUCAACAUCAAUUCUUUCAAUUCAGCCAACAUAUACUGUGGUUAUUUGUGGAUCCCACUGAACAGAGUUAUUGCUGUACGUGAAAAAUUGGCUGAUUUGAAACAACAAGUUGAAAUGUUAAUACAGUCACAGAUGACUGAACAUACUGAACAGAUUGAAAUACAGAAAAGUUUACCUUCCAAAGGACUUGGAACUCAUACAGGAAAGGUGCUAUUGGAUGAAAACACAAAGGAAAUGGUUAAAGUGUGCUUUUCUGAAAUAAAAGCCUUGUUGUCUAUCAGCACAGAUCACUCUGCACCGCUUACAGAGAUCCCAUUUGAGAUCACUCUACCAUCAAUAAAAAAUUUAAGCAAAUUGUUUGAUCCCGCAAAUGGAUGUGUAAUAAUGGCAGGAAAUGUUUUCAGCUGGAUACUAUCUCUGCUUACUUGAAUGGUUUUUCAGCAGUAAAACUUGACAUGUUUCAUUUAAUGAUCGAUUUGACAGCUUUUUGGAUCAAUAUUCCAUCACUGAAACAACUGGAACUCUGUUACUUGAAGCCUAGAACUGAUUCAUAAAAAUCUUUAGGUUUAUAAAAUAUUUUAAGCAGUAAUAAUUUAAAUAAUUAACAUAGUCAGUUGAUUUUUGCAAUUUUUGUUGCUCUUGGUUUAGAAAUAUUAUUUUUAGUGCUUCGUUUUAUACAUCUUGGUUUAAUAUGGUUUCAGUUUCAUUGUUUUCUUAAAAAAUAAUGAAAAUAAAACCAGUUAACACAGUUCUUUUGAAUGCAUUCUUAAAUGAAAACCAUUCCAUUUAACUAUAUGAGAUAUUUUUCUAUUUGCCUUAAUUGUUUAAAAGUAAUUAUUUGGCACCAGAUAUGAUAUUCUUCCAUCAAUGUCUAGUAGCAAUCAGUGUGUUGCAGCUUUUCAUUGAAUGUUUUAUUUGUAUUUCUAGUUACAUGUGUAUAUUGUUAGAAAUAGGAUGUCAAAAUACUGUAGAAGUGACACUUGCUUAAUCUUGUCUGUUACUUUUGGUAAUAUUUAUUUUUCAAAGUUAGAAAUACAAAUAUUAUUUCCAUUCUUCUCUUUUAGUUGCUAUAAACAGCGAGAUCGUUGCCUGUAUAUUUGUAUCUGCAGACUACAAGAAGAAAGGAAUAAAACCACAUUCCUAUUAAUGCACUUGGCAUAGGUGUAAAAUAACAAAUAAUUAAAAACUGAUAACACCACAUUAACAUCUAUAUAUCAACUUAGUUUUCAAAGAUUCAGUAAGAAGCAGGAGAAGUAUUUUGCACUAUUCUCCUGAGUAAAAAAGAUGUAUAAAAAUCCCUUAUUCAAACUACUCAGUUAAAAAUGCAUAACAUUUCCUCAUUUUCUCUUAUUGUUUUUUAUAUCAAGCAAAAAGCUGCAUUUUUGUGAAAUGUACUAUAUUUUUACCAAUACUGUGGAUGUAAGGAUGUAUGAAAACACCAUGUAAUAAAUUCAAAUUAUUAAAUUCUGCAAGAUGCUAGACUAGAGUGAGGCCUGCUUCCCCAUUUUGCCUUCAAUAAACAUUUAUUUAGGUUGC
Molecule: messenger RNA, 10722 nt
Organism: Pantherophis guttatus
Lineage: Eukaryota; Metazoa; Chordata; Lepidosauria; Squamata; Colubridae
Gene: CFAP54
Product: cilia and flagella associated protein 54
Biological process (GO): cilium assembly
Source: RefSeq, a predicted model, not a curated record